Molecule: messenger RNA, 2464 nt
Organism: Dromaius novaehollandiae (emu)
Lineage: Eukaryota; Metazoa; Chordata; Aves; Casuariiformes; Dromaiidae
Gene: DHRS7B
Product: dehydrogenase/reductase 7B
Exons: 7
Coding region: 70-1044 (324 amino acids)
Cellular component (GO): membrane
Molecular function (GO): oxidoreductase activity
Source: RefSeq, a predicted model, not a curated record
GCUGGCGCCAAGGCCCCGCCCCUACUCCGCGGCGCGUGCGCGGCGGCCGGCGCAUUUCCGGCGGUGGCCAUGGUGACGGCGGCGGUCAGGAAGACUGUUCAGAAAGGGAAGCUCAUGGAUUUCACAACCACAGUCAUCAUCCCGCUGCUUUUUGGCAGCUUGGGGAUCUUCACCCUCUUCCGGCUGCUGCAGUGGAUGCGGAUGCGAGCUUACCUCCGGGAAGCGGUGGUGGUGGUCACUGGGGCUACUUCUGGCCUGGGAAAAGAAUGCGCAAAAGCUUUCCAUGCGGCUGGCUGCAAGCUGGUGCUGUGUGGCAGAGACAGCGAGAAACUCAAAGACGUGGUACAGGAGCUCUCUGCCAUGACCAAUCACCGAAAGAACACACACAAACCUCACACUGUGGUCUUCGACCUCUCGGACACCAGAACGGUCCUAAAUGCUGCUGAAGAGAUCCUGAAGUAUUUGGGUCAUGUGGACAUACUGAUCAACAACGCAGGGAUCAGUUACCGAGGCACAGUUGUGGACACAGGACUGGAUGUGGACAAGAAAGUUAUGGAAACAAAUUACUUUGGUCCUGUAGCCCUCACCAAAGCACUUCUCCCCUCCAUGAUCAAGAGGAGACAAGGCCAUAUUGUGGCCAUCAGCAGUAUUCAAGGCAAAAUAAGCAUUCCUUUCAGAUCAGCAUAUGCUGCCUCUAAGCAUGCUACCCAGGCCUUCUUUGACUGCCUGCGAGCAGAGGUAGAGCAGUAUGACAUCGAUGUGACUGUUAUAAGCCCUGGAUACAUUCAGACAAACCUCUCUCUCAAUGCUGUAAGAGCAGAUGGAUCUCGCUAUGGAGUUAUGGACAAGAACACCGCCGAAGGCCAGACAGCUGCAGAGGUCGCUCAGGUGGUUCUCAGUGCAGUGGGGCAGAAGAAGAAGGAAGUGCUUGUAGCUGGCCUCACACCCUCCUUGGCUGUCUACCUGCGAAACCUCUUCCCCAGACUCUUCUUCACCUUAAUGGCAUCUAGAGCAAAAAAGGAGAGAAAAGCAAAGGACUCUUAGAGCUCAGCCCGUUCGAGCAGUAACUGUAGGGAGAGGCUAACCCCUGCAGCUUGGCCGGGACAUCAGCGGAAGUGCUCCCACAGGAAACACUUCUCGAAAUGCUGCAACUUACCAUUGCAUGGAGAGUGGGAAGCUGCCCUCCCCGCACUAGGGUAGGCCUGUGUGACAGAAGGCAGCACCCAGACCUCACCUGAAGAAGGAUGCUUGGAACAAAGGGAGAGAGCUGAGGCUGCAGGGGGGAGUGACUCAAGGGAACACACUUCACAGCAGGGGAGGCCCACGUGGAAGACAGCACCUUACUUUACCUCACCCCAGGCACACUCAGCUUUACUGGCCUGCUACAAGUAAAACCCACCUGGUUUGCCUGCAUGCCAGCAGAUCUUCGCUUUCCCCACCCCAUGGCCCCUGUGAAAUACAGCCCCCAGCUGGGUGCUCUCAUGAUUACUGUGAUCUUCUCAUUCCCUCCACUGUGCUCCAGAACACAUUGCUUGGAGUGGAAAGCUUCACAGAGCUUCUGCUCGUUAACGUGCCAAGUCAUCUGGUAUGUUAAGCUGGAGUUAAGUCCAGUGCCAUUUCAAAAAAAGUAACUGAUAUAGAAUGCAAGUUUUAUUUGGAAAUGGUAUUAUCUAUCUGAAUCAUGCUUUACUCAAGUACAGGGCCUUUUGACUCUGCACUACUUGACAGUACUGUAUUAAUCCCCAGCACAAAUUAAUGCAGGGGAAGUGCUGAGAAGAUUAAAAAAAAACCAACAAAACCCCCCACAGCAUAGCAAGGCAUGGUGUUGAGUGUAAACACUGUGCAGCUGACAGCCCACCUGGCCCACCUGCAGGCCUGGAGCAGAGAGUAGCUGCGGUUCUUGAGACACCAGGCACUCUUGUCUCCUGGCAAGCAGAGGGGAAUCUGUGCACAAUAGAUGGACACUAGAUAAGACAGACCCUUAGUUCUCACCUGUUUUAAAGCAAUCACAGAUGCUAAUUAGGAUCCACUACUACCAGAUCCGGCAGGGGGGAAGGAUACCUGCUUGUUCAGGUAUCACAGGCUUCAGCACUAAGGGUCGAGACAGUGCCAUAUUCCAUCUUUCAUCCCUUCUCUUGUUCUGGUGCUAAAUAAGGCUUUUUUUCCCUCCAAAACAAGGGAGAGAAGACUUGCAUCCUGCCUAGUCUGAUCCCCAGACAACUCAUGGUGUGAGGGCAACCAGCGAUGCUGGAAAUGGCUCCACAGUUACUGCAGUUUGUUCAGAAAGGACAGAAGUAAAAAAAAAAAAAAAAAAAAGUUAAUUUAAAUAAAGCCUCCUACUAGAAACUAAGGUCCAGAUCCCUGCUGCCACCUCCAUGCACUUACCAGCAUUCUCUGUGUGUACUGCCCUGUGUCCUGCCUAUGAGCGCAUCUCUGAUGACAAAUAAAUUGUAUUGCCAUGAAA